AUGGCAUCACGUAAUCCAUCAAAGAAGCCGGUGCAGAAUGAGGUGGACAAGUAUCCGCGUAUUUGUCCCGGAGGUGGGUUGCUCAUUGCAUGGCAACUCAAGGGCAAGAAGGUGCUCAUCGUUGGUGGCGGGCCUGUAGCGGCGGGUCGACUGGUCAACGUGCUCGAUGCGGACGCUAUUCUGGACGUCAUGUGUCCCUCUUCCGGUCUAUGCGACGAAAUGCGUUUUCGCAUCUACACCGAAAAGGUGGUCGCUAACUACAUCGAUGCCAUGUACGACGAAUCCUCUCCUGAAACGCUCGAUCAAUACGAUAUGGUGCUCACUGCUAUCGACGACAUCGAACUGUCCAAGAAAAUUUGCUACCAGUGUCGUGCUCGACGCAUCCCUGUCAACGUAGCCGAUGUCCCUCCAGAGUGCGAUUUCUACUUUGGUUCUCUCAUUCGCAACGGUCCUCUCCAGGUCAUGGUAUCCACCGGUGGGCAAGGCCCCAAAAUUGCCUCACAAACACGCCAAAAGAUUCAAGCUGCUAUCCCCAAGAAUGUCGGUCAGGCCAUCAUGAAUGUUGGAAAGCUACGAGCCAUGUUGCGAAAGCGCGCUCCCAGCGCCGACAUUGGCGCAAGAAGGAUGAGAUGGAUGAUCGAGGUGUGCGAGAAAUGGAAUUUGGACGAGAUCUGCACCAUGACAGAGUCAGAUAUGCUCAAAAUCCUCGACGGCUGGGAGUCUGGUUAUGUUCCAAGCUAUAAGCAGGUAAAGGGUGGAUGGCCGUUUCUGCCAUCGGAUGUCAGGAUAAAGAAGGCUCUGUUUGGUACGUGUCCCGUGGUCGGCUACCCGAGUCCUUAUCUGACUGGAUUGGCGGGUUUGCUAUUGGGUGCGGGGGUGACAAGUGCCGUUUUCUUGUCGAAAGGACUCCAGCGUUCUUCAUAG
Molecule: messenger RNA, 924 nt
Organism: Mycosarcoma maydis (corn smut)
Lineage: Eukaryota; Fungi; Basidiomycota; Ustilaginomycetes; Ustilaginales
Product: bifunctional precorrin-2 dehydrogenase/sirohydrochlorin ferrochelatase MET8
Exons: 1
Coding region: 1-924 (307 amino acids)
Biological process (GO): siroheme biosynthetic process
Molecular function (GO): precorrin-2 dehydrogenase activity; protoporphyrin ferrochelatase activity
Source: RefSeq, a predicted model, not a curated record